Caenorhabditis remanei is the source of this 2355-nucleotide messenger RNA. RefSeq lists its product as uncharacterized. The transcript is spliced from 13 exons. Lineage: Eukaryota; Metazoa; Nematoda; Chromadorea; Rhabditida; Rhabditidae. Gene Ontology annotation, biological process: regulation of DNA-templated transcription. Bases 1 to 2355 code for a protein of 784 amino acids. The record is from RefSeq and is a predicted model, not a curated record. Gene Ontology annotation, molecular function: protein binding.
AUGCAUAGGGCCUAUGACCCGGGACAAACAAUACGCGAAAAAGGUCCGAACGCUGCAGCUAGACUUAACCUUGAACGAUUUUCUCAUGACUCCAAAAGGGAGAUGGAGAAUGGAGUUUCUCGAUCCUCUCUCGUCCAUGGUACCCAAACCAAUCCGAACUCCGACACUUGGUAUGACACCGACGCAUUUCUGUUGGACCAAGUGAAAGAAGUGCUUAACAAGCUGAGCGAAGGAUCAAUCGACGAUGAAAUAUGGGGGAAAAUUGUUAUAAUGGAAAGGUGCAAACGGGUUGCAAAAGCAUAUUUGAGGAAGACAACAGUGAUUAUUGAUGGGUCAGAAGAUGAAUUUGAUGGGAAGACUCUGGGAUUCAAUCAUUUUGAUAAUCCAACUCGAGAUGAUCACACCAAAGAAAUCAGAGCUAAAGUAGCAGAUGGUGUCAUCUUAAAAAUGGAUUACCAGGGAAACAUCAAAGGAAUGGCUCGUGGACCCGCUCCAAUUAUUUGUCAAGGUUGGAAAGAGCCACGCAAUAACUGUAUCUCUGACCGGUUAAUACGGUUACAUGGAAAACUAAACCAUGGAGUGACUGAAGAUGAGAAGGCUUACAAAGUUUUCGAUAUGAGAAAGUUCAAGCAUUCGUUGGAACGAGAGUUGCAUGAUGGUACACCUGAUGCAAGGUCUCUAUUGUUAAAGACAUGUAUGAGAAUUGCUUUGGUCAAGGACGGUGCUGACAUGAAUCGAACACCUUGCUGGUUUGCCAUUGUCAAUCUCGUCGCUUUGGAUAUGAUCAAAGAAAAAAUUCCGCUGAUUAAAUCUUUGAUCAAUGGUAGCUCGAUACCCUCAAUCAACUCCCCACCCCCAAACCAUGCAUCCGAUCCUGGAAUUGAUGCUCAAUAUUUGACUCAAAUCAUUGCUGCAGCUGUUACACAAGCUAAUAAAGGAACUCCUACUCCAGUUAACAACAACAAUCAAAACUUGACCAUCUCUCCUGAGCAGCUCGCUCAAAUUGCUUCCACAAUCAGUAUUGCUCAGACAAACACCCUGAGAACUGCUGACUUGGCUAAGAAAGAGCGGCCGAAAAAACCAUACCACUGCUCAACUUCUUCUCUCGACUCAUCCGGUGAGGACUCCUCUGGCCGCCGUUCCGAAUCCUCGAUCGCAAUAAAGUCACGUGCUAAGAGAUGGGAACAAGUUCAAAAGAUCAACGAGAGAGAAAAGUACACAGAAAGCCCGGAUUUGAAAAUACUGGAUAAACCAAGAGCUGGUGGUCGUGCUCAUCGUCCAUCUCUGCAAGAUGUGAUAUUUACUAGAAGUCAUUCUAUUACUAGUGACUAUGACAGUAACAAAGAACACUUUGAUUCUGGAAGUUGGAGUUCUACACAAUCCAGAUACAAAGGUGGUCGUUCCACAUCUUCAUCUGUUGUGUCAGAACAUGAACUAGCUGCACUUGCACGUGAUGAACUCAAGGAGACAAGUGAGAUAAGAGAGGCUAACGCAGUCAGUGAAGAUGAUGAGCCACCAACUAACCCACCGUCGCCUGCACCAAAUGUGCCUACACUGCCACGCAAAGACUAUAACCCAUCACCACCUCCCGAGCACGCAAUCACUCCACGUAGCUUCACAGCUAUUCCAACAGUUGAACAGUUUGUUCCAACUUUAGAAGGCGCACCAGUAUGGAAGCCAAGAUCUGUGAUUGUUGAACAAGAAGAGCCAUCGCAAGUCUCCUCAGUGUCCUCUCCACCUCCACCACUCCCCAAAACACCGCAACCUAGUAACGAGGGAGCUUCACCCGCGCCGCGGCGAGGAGAUGGAAGUUUACUUCGGGAGAACCCCGGUCCAGUCCGAUCCUCCACGCAACCGAUCAAACCCGUUCGUCAGCGAACUCCGUCAGGUUCUCGAGCAACGAACGAGCGGGUUGCGGAUUGCGCGCAACCACUCACAACCAGCCGCAGUUCAUCCCAGCUUGCGACAUUUCGCCAACGCCGCUCGCCCACUCCACCACACUGCUACCCAACCGUACAACAGCGUCAGCAGCAACUGCAGCAGCGGACGCAACACUCCGGAAAGAGUCCAUUCACAGCACGUCGGGUCUUCUUCGCACCAAGUGCCACGCGGUCUCCGGAGGACACACAACCAACAGUUCCAGCACCAGCAGUCACACCAACAGCCACACCAACGAGACCAGCAGCAAUCACAACAAUCAACACAACAGCGCCUCCCACCGUACAACUACGGCCAAUCUACUCUGUGUCGCGAACCAACAUCAGCAGUCAGAGUCAACCGGACAGGCUCCCUGCCAUGGGGACAAUAUCAACACGUGAGAAGAACUCACAUGUAAUCAAUCUCCAGUUAACCUAA